GACAGGUAUGAGAGAGAUUGGAUUGGACUAGUGAAAGAAGUGUUUGUAAAGCUGAGGACAUGUGUUUUGGAAGGUGUGCUAGAUGUGUUGGUUAUAAGUUGCUCAUCCUUGCCUUGCUGAGCAUCGUGGCCAACGUUUUACUUUAUUUUCCCAAUGGCGAAACAAGAUUUGCUUCAGAGCAUCAUCUCAGCAGAUACGUGGAGUGCCUUCAUGGCAUUCUAGGUGGAGGCUUUUUGGUACUCAUUCCAGCUGCAGUAUUCAUUGGGCUUCACAAUGAUGACUGCUGUGGGUGCUUUGGCCAUGAGGACUGUGGGAAAAGCUGUGUGAUGCUGUCCUCGGUUCUGGCAGCCUUUGUUGGGAUCCUUGGUUCUGGAUACUGUAUAAUCAUUUCAGCACUGGGCUUGUCUCACGGACCGUACUGUUUCACUUACCUAGAAAGAAACUGGAUCUAUCCUUUCACUGAUUCCUCUGGAGGGUACUUGUUUGAGUAUAACAAGUGGUCUGAAUGUCAAGAACCUCAAAACAUCGUGCAGUGGAAUGUCACCCUCUUUUCCAUCCUCCUUGUCUUGGGAGGAAUAGAGUUCAUUCUGUGCUUCAUACAGAUAAUCAGUGGCAUUCUUGGAGGACUGUGUGGGUUGUGCUGCAGUCAUGAGGAGUUUGAGCAUGUUGUUAAAAAUCAGUACGGUAGUGGUACUGUUGGAAUUGCAGUGGCUGAAGGUGUGAACCAGAUGUAA
This is a messenger RNA of Opisthocomus hoazin, 734 nucleotides long. The record is from RefSeq and is a predicted model, not a curated record. NCBI's taxonomy places the organism in Eukaryota, Metazoa, Chordata, Aves, Opisthocomiformes, Opisthocomidae.